Molecule: messenger RNA, 3609 nt
Organism: Elephantulus edwardii (Cape elephant shrew)
Lineage: Eukaryota; Metazoa; Chordata; Mammalia; Macroscelidea; Macroscelididae
Gene: TTLL4
Product: tubulin tyrosine ligase-like family, member 4
Exons: 19
Biological process (GO): protein polyglutamylation; microtubule cytoskeleton organization
Cellular component (GO): cilium
Molecular function (GO): tubulin binding; tubulin-glutamic acid ligase activity
Source: RefSeq, a predicted model, not a curated record
CCCCUCAUGGCCUCAGCAGGAACAGAGCAAUACAGUAUUGGCCUCCGCCGGGGAAACAGCUUCAAGCAGCGUGGUCCCUCAGGCACGAUCCAUGCCUCGCCAGUUGAGAAACCCUCUGAGGGCAGAGCCUGGUCUCGAGCUCAUCAGCAGGUGAAGCCAAUCUGGAGGUUGGAGAAGAAGCACAUGGGGACAUUGUCAACAGGAUUGGGCCCAGGCCUCUUGGGUGUCUCACCACAGUCAGCAUAUUUUGUUUGCCCCAACACUUUUUGUAACUCUGGGACCACGGCUGUCAUUCCAGGCCACAACUCCUGUUACCUGCACUCCCUCCCAGACUUGUUCAGCAGUACCCUGCUGUACCGCCGCUCAAACCACAGGCACAAGCCCUAUCAGCAGCUGGAGUCUUUCUGCUUACAUUCAAACCUAUCAGAAAAAAGACCGUUUUCUCUCCCUCAAAAGAGCCUCCCUGUCAUUCUGACUGCCAAUAGGGCCACUUCUUCUACAGUCUCUUUCAUGGCUCAGCCCAUGGCCGCCUCAUCCACUGAUCCAUACCUGUCAUCAGUGGGAGCCGCUGGAGAAAACUCUUCAGGGAAGAACCUGGCCUCUGCCAUCUCAGGGAAGAUCCCAUCGCCACUCUCCUCCUCCUAUAAGCCCAUGCUGAAUAACAACUCUUUCAUGCGGCCAAAUAGCACUAAAGUGCCUUUAUCACAGGCCCCAGAGGGUCUGAAGUCAGUAUCUACACCCAAAAUUCAGACUGUCUCUUGGCUUCAUUCAGGGGGUACGGGAGACUGUGCAUCCCAACCCAUUGAACAUAAGGUUCCCAGAAGCAAUGGCACUGUUCUAAAUGACACCACUGUCCAUACCACCAUGUCUACCCCUAGCUCUUUAGACACGUUAGUCACCAGUGUUGCCUCUCCCCAGUAUAACAGGAGUAACUCAGCCAUGUGGGUAGAGCCGUACCUCUCUGGCCUGGAUGACAACUCUGAUUCCCAGGCUAAAAAUAAGGAGGUUCGGUUCACUGAAGCUGUGAGGAAGUUGACUGCAAGAAACUUUGAGAAGAUUCCAAAGCCAGGCUGCCAGUUUGAACAAUCUUGUUUUGUGAACCCAAGCCUCCAGUGGAACCUCCUCAACAAGGGCAGGCAGUGGAAGCCCCCCGUGGUAGGCCAGCAGUUUCCUCAGGAGGAUGCUGGAACAGACUAUAGCAUUCCCUCUGGUGCCCAAGACACCUUGGCAUUGGACAAUACAGUCUUCUGUACCAAACAUAUCAGCAUUCACCUCCUUGCCUCAUCUGCCAAUGGGCUCAGUAGUAGCCCUGCCUGUGGAUCUGCAAUUGACCCUCCAUCACUUGAAGUAGAUAAAACUCUGGUUCCCUCUUCCUCUCAAAUUCCUGGCGUAGCUGAUGUGGCCACCCAUCUCUCCUCCAUCCAUCUGGACCAGCCUAUGAGGGAGCCUAAGGAAAGCAGGAAGCUGGACUUACCUGCUAGGGAUCUUGGUUCAGAUGCUGACUUCCGGCCAGACCAGGUUGAAGCUGAAGAUGCAGAAGAAGAUCUCCUAGAUGGUUUGGAAGACUGCUGCAGCCAUGAUGAGAACGAAGAUGAGGAUAGAGACUCGGAGUGCUCCUCGUUCAGCGCUGUCUCUGCUAGUGAGUCGGUAGCAGUGAUUUCUCGGAGCUGUGCAGAGGUUCUGUCCAAACCCCUUUCCAGUAAUGAGAAAGUUGUCCGACCAGCCCUAACCUACAGCCUCUUCCCCAAUGUGCCUCCUACCAUCUAUUUUGGCACUCGAGAUGAGCGUGUGGAAAAACUUCCCUGGGAGCAGAGGAAGUUGCUCCGGUGGAAGAUGAGUACAGUGACCCCCAACAUUGUCAAGCAAACCAUUGGACGAUCCCACUUCAAAACCAGCAAGAGAAAUGAUGACUGGCUGGGCUGCUGGGGUCACCACAUGAAGUCUGCUAGUUUCCGAUCCAUUCGGGAGCAUCAGAAGCUGAAUCACUUCCCAGGCUCCUUCCAGAUUGGGCGGAAAGACCGACUAUGGCGGAACCUGUCCCGCAUGCAGACCCGCUUUGGCAAGAAGGAGUUCAGUUUCUUUCCCCAGUCUUUUAUCCUGCCCCAAGAUGCCAAGCUCCUGAGAAAAGCCUGGGAGAACAGCAGCCGCCAGAAGUGGAUUGUGAAGCCACCAGCAUCAGCACGAGGCAUUGGCAUCCAGGUCAUUCACAAAUGGAGUCAGCUCCCCAAGAGAAGGCCCCUCCUGGUACAGAGGUAUCUACACAAACCCUACCUCAUCAGCGGCAGCAACAAGUUUGAUCUGCGGAUCUAUGUUUACGUCACUUCCUAUGAUCCUCUACGAAUUUACCUCUUUUCAGAUGGUCUCGUCCGCUUUGCCAGUUGCAAGUAUUCUCCUUCCAUGAAGAGCCUUGGCAACAAGUUCAUGCACUUGACCAACUACAGUGUCAAUAAAAAGAAUGUUGAGUACCAAGCCAAUGCAGAUGAAACGGCCUGCCAAGGCCACAAAUGGGCACUGAAGGCUUUAUGGAACUACCUGAGUGAGAAGGGAAUCAAUAGUGAUAUCAUCUGGGAGAAGAUAAAAGAUGUUGUUGUCAAAACUAUAAUUUCGUCAGAGCCCUAUGUAACCAGCCUGCUGAAGAUGUAUGUGCGGCGGCCCUACAGCUGCCACGAGCUCUUUGGUUUCGAUGUCAUGCUCGACGAGAACCUCAAGCCCUGGGUCCUGGAAGUCAACAUUUCCCCUAGCCUCCACUCGAACUCUCCAUUGGACAUCAGCAUCAAAGGCCAGAUGAUCCGGGACCUUCUGAACCUGGCAGGUUUUGUUCUGCCCUCUGCAGAGGAUACACUUUCCAGUUCUGGCAGUUCCAGCAGCUCUGCCACCAGCCUGACCAGCAGCCCCAAGGACAGAUACCGAAUGGCUCCAGAGCACUUCACUGCACAGAAUAUGAAGAAAGCCUAUUAUCUGACCCAGAAAAUACCUGAUCAGGACUUCUAUGCAUCUGUGCUAGAUGUCCUGACACCAGAUGAUGUUCGGGUUCUGGUAGAGAUGGAGGAUGAAUUUUCUCGCUGAGGUCAGUUUGAACGAAUUUUUCCUUCUCGGAUUUCCACUCGCUAUCUCCGCUUUUUUGAGCAGCCACGGUAUUUCAACAUUCUCACCACACAGUGGGAGCAAAAGUACCAUAACAACAAGCUCAAAGGAGUAGACCUCCUUCGGAGUUGGUGCUACAAAGGGUUCCACACAGGAGUGGUCUCUGAUUCUGCGCCAGUGUGGUCUCUCCCAGCAUCUUUUCUGACUGCCCCAAAGGAUGAUAUGACACUGAAUGCCUUCUGCAAAUCUGAAAUUGGCAAUCUGGAAAAACACAGCUCCUCAGAAAGAAGUCUACCACUCUCUGAAGACAGAGCCAUCCCCAAGCCCAGGAAGAUUCCAGUUGGCCUUUCUCGGUUUCCCAGGAAAUCUACUUCCUCAAAGGACAGUGAGGACACCAGCAAAGAGCCCAGCCUCUCUACGCAGAUGUUACCUCUGAUGAAGUACUCUGGGCAGACUUCAAGACUUUCUAUUUCCUCCAUGUCCCAGUCAUCCAGUGACUCCCUCCUUGCUGCUGUGAGCCCAUGA